This is a messenger RNA of Agelaius phoeniceus (red-winged blackbird), 2211 nucleotides long. Its product is annotated as C->U-editing enzyme APOBEC-1-like. Gene Ontology annotation, cellular component: nucleus; cytoplasm. Gene Ontology annotation, molecular function: cytidine deaminase activity; RNA binding; zinc ion binding. The record is from RefSeq and is a predicted model, not a curated record. Gene Ontology annotation, biological process: cytidine to uridine editing. Lineage: Eukaryota; Metazoa; Chordata; Aves; Passeriformes; Icteridae.
CCGACCUGUGCCAGCGGAGCCGGGCGUGUGCCUUGUGCUUGGGCGUCUGCAGGGACUGCAGGGAGGAGAGCACCGCCAGAGCCCACCGCGAAGGAGAAGCCAUGUACCGGAGAAAGAUGAGAGGCAUGUAUAUCUCUAAGAGGGCAUUAAGAAAACACUUUGAUCCCCGGGAGUUUCCACAGGAGACAUACCUACUGUGCGAGCUGAAGUGGCGUGGGGGUAUCAGGUCUUGGAAGCACUGGGUCAGAAAUGACGAUUACAACAAUUGCCAUGCAGAACAGUACUUUCUGGAGGAAAUCUUUGAGCCAAGAAGCUACAAUAUCUGUGACAUGACCUGGUACCUGUCCUAUAGCCCCUGCUGGGAGUGCUGCGAUGUAAUUCGGGAUUUCCUGGAGGAUCAGCCCAAUGUGAAGAUCGACAUAUACGUGGCACGGCUCUACUACGUAAACUGUCCAAGGAACUGCAUGGCCCUCAGGGAACUUAAGAGCUUGCGGGAAGUGAGCAUUAAAGCCAUGGAAGCCGAAGACUAUAAUGACUGUUGGAACACCUUUAUACAGCGAGGUGUCAAUUGUGAUUUCUCGCCCAAGAAGUUUCAAUCAGAGAUACAGAGGAAUCGUGUAAAGCUCGAAGAUAUCCUUCAGGGUCUUCAUUUGUAGAAUCAAAGAAUCACAGAAUAUCUCAAGUUGAAAGGGAGCCAAAAGAUCAUCAAGUCCUUCUCCUCCCAUGACUACCUAAAACUAAACAAAAUGACUAAAAUCUUCAUCCAUGUUAUAAACUGUUAUGUAGUAGUUGGUUUUCACUAGAAUUUGUUUGGUUUAAUUAUAAAAUUGUAAUUGUUUUUAGAUAAUUAGUGUAAGUCUCAAAUUGCUUUUAAGUGUGGUAAAAUUUAUAACUGCUUGUGGGCAAUGUAAAAGGGGAAAUAAGGCUUUUAAUGUAAAAGGCUUUUAAAAGAUGGAAGUGGGCUUGCAAAAGGUGUCUUUUAAGAUAUGAUUAUUAUUGCAAAAUGUAUAUCCAAGAUAGCAUAAGUGAAGAGCAGAAGACCAUAAAGGAAGAGUUCCAAGCUUAAAAUGGCAUCAGAAGAGCACCCUAUACUGCCGACAUCUGCAACUAUUGAAUUGUGCAAACGCUGCAAAAAUCUGAAGCAAGAUUGUAGGCAACCAGCCCAAAAUAAAUCUGCAAAAUCUUCUGAGGAGGUAACACAACUGUAACAGUAUAAAAGACUGCAGACAGAAGAGGUGGGUGUGCCUGGCUGUGGCCGUGCACCCAGCGUACGCUGUAAGUUUUGCUUCGUGAUUAUCCCCUACUAUCAUUUACUAAAACUCUUAAAAAUUUAAGAGGAGUGGACUUUAUUUCUGAUAUCAGUGAAGAAUCUUUUCCUAAUGUCUAGGCUGAACAUCCACUAAUGCAGUUUCAUUGCAUUUACGCCAGUCCUAUCACUGAUCCGUGGUCUCAGGAUUACAUAAAUUUCAGGAUUACCUGGUCCCAAGUGGAGAAUGCAGCACUUGCUCUUGUAAUAUUUCAUACAAUUGGUGACUGCUCAGCUCUUCAGUAUCCAGAUCUCUCUGCAGGGCCUCUUUACCCUCAAGGGAAUCCACAGAUCCUCCUAGUUUAGUUCAUUGGCAAGAUUACUUAAUUUUGCUUCCUACAUUUGAUUCCCCCAUUCAGAUGAUUUAUAAGAACGUUGAAGAUCAUUGUCUGUAAAAAUGAGCCCCAGGGAGCCCCAGUGGUGGCAAGUCACCAGCCUGAUGUAAUCUCUGGCUGUAACUUUUUGAGCUAUCAGCCAGCUGCUCACCCAGAGCCCUAUGGACUUAUCUCGCUGUGUGCUGGACAUUUUAUCCUGGAGGUGCAGUGCUGAGGCCUGAACCAGGAUCCUUGAGCCUCACUAACGAAGUGCUAUUAGCCAUAUGAUAUCAUUUUUUUGGUGAAACAUGUAUUCACCUUUCUGUAUUUAGAAUAUGGACAAGGCCAGGUCUGUUUUGGACUACCUCUAUUUUUUCUAUCUUUCCUUCUUCCUUUCUCCCUCUGCUUAAAAGUUCAAGUCACUGCUGCCACAGGCUGCCCAGAGAUGGCUGUUGCCACAUGUUGUUCAGAAAGGUUAAAUCUGCAGAAAUCCAGGCUGUUCAGAAAGGUUUGAAUUGUUGCUGCUACAGACUGUUAAACUGAUCAUACGGUUUUAAUUGCUGCAGCCUAUAAAUAAAAGUUUCUAAUUGA